UAAAAAGAAGCCGAGAUGUCUGAGGGAAAGAAGAUGACAUCGAGCCGCAGGCAUCAUCUCAAGAGUUUGAUCCUGCAGAUCGCUGCUAACUGGCUGGAGCAGGAAGCUAGCGAACUCAAAGCCGCCAAAGAAGCUUACAUGGCGGAGAAAUGUGCCACCCCCGACAUGAGCGGAGACCAGGCGUCUCUGAUGGAAGUCUGCAAGAAGCUGCACCAGUCCCUCGACAAGAUCGAUGAGGAGAGGUACGACAGUGAGGCCAAAGUGACAAAGUCAGAUAAAGAGAUUGACGAUCUGAAGCUGAAGGUGGUGGAGCUGGGCGGCGUGAAGAAACCGGCCCUGAAGAAGGUUCGUAUGUCGGCCGACUCCAUGCUGCAGGCUCUGCUGGGAGGAAAACACAAGGUGACCAUGGACCUGAGGGCCAACCUGAAGCAGGUCAAGAAGGAGGUCAAAGAGGAGUCGGCGGAGGCGGGUGACUGGCGUAAGAACAUCGAGGAUAAGGCCGACAGGAAGAAGAUGUUCGAGACUUCCUAAAGACUUUCACUUCCU
Messenger RNA from Sebastes umbrosus (honeycomb rockfish), 546 nucleotides. RefSeq names its product troponin I, fast skeletal muscle-like. The record is from RefSeq and is a predicted model, not a curated record. Bases 16 to 531 code for a protein of 171 amino acids. Gene Ontology annotation, cellular component: troponin complex. NCBI's taxonomy places the organism in Eukaryota, Metazoa, Chordata, Actinopteri, Perciformes, Sebastidae. The transcript is spliced from 6 exons. Gene Ontology annotation, biological process: muscle contraction.